Molecule: messenger RNA, 1557 nt
Organism: Zygotorulaspora mrakii
Lineage: Eukaryota; Fungi; Ascomycota; Saccharomycetes; Saccharomycetales; Saccharomycetaceae
Exons: 1
Coding region: 1-1557 (518 amino acids)
Source: RefSeq, a predicted model, not a curated record
AUGACCACUAAGUCUGCGAAAGCACCAAUCCCUGUGACAAUCUUAUCUGGAUUUUUGGGUUCAGGUAAGACGACACUUCUAGAAAGAAUCUUGACAGGCAACCAUGGUCUUAAGAUCGCCGUCAUCAUCAAUGAUAUGUCAGAAUUGAACGUUGAUGCUACUCUUAUCCAGAAUCAUAAAGUCUCCAAUAAAGAGGAAAAAUUGAUUCAAUUGCAAAACGGUUGUAUCUGUUGUACGUUGCGUGGUGAUUUACUUGAAGAACUGGUCGGCCUAUAUGAUAACGGUGACUUCGAUUACAUUGUGAUCGAGUCAACUGGUAUCGCGGAACCAAUGCAAGUCGCAGAAACGUUUUCAAGUGAAUUCUCUCAAACUUUACUGGAUACCCCUGAUAGUGUUACUGAAGAGGAACAAGAACUAUUGAAAAAAGUUCUUUCUUUGGGUGGUUUGGAAAAAAUUACAAAGAUCGAUUGCUGUGUCACAGUGGUUGACGCUUUGAAUUUCCUCUCGAACAUCGAAACAACGGACUUUUUGGUUAACAGAUGGGGUGACAGUGGGCAGGGUGAAUCAGAACGUACUGUUACUGAUUUAAUGGUUGACCAAAUAGAGUUCUCUGACAUUAUUGUCAUUAACAAAGUGUCUGAGAUCAAGAAAAAUAAAUUGGCCAAGAUUGAAAAAAUGAUCAAGAAUUUAAAUCCAGUGGCUAAGAUUCUACGUGCUGAUUACGCCAACGUUCCAAUGAGUAGCAUUAUCAACACUAAUUUGUUUGACUUCGAUAGAGCAGCAACAUCAGCUGGGUGGUUACGUAGUAUAAAUGACAUGACACUACGAGAAGGUUAUGGUGAUAAAACCAAGAGUGUUUUGACACCAAAGCCGGAAACCGAGGAGUUUGGUGUGAAUAAUUUUGUUUAUAAUGCAAGAAAACCUUUCCAUCCAGAAAGGUUAUACAACACUCUAAAGGACAAAUUUUUCGUCAUUGAGCAGACUCCAUUAGCUUCGAUUGAAACCGUCGAUGAAUAUGAUGGUGGUGAUAUUGAAGAUGUUGAUGAGAACAAGGAAGGUGAAGAAGAAGAAGAGGAAGAAGAAGAACUAGGUGAGAAGGAAAUUUUGAAAAAUAGAGCAGCUUCACCAUUUGGUCCUCUGUUACGUUCCAAGGGGUUCUUUUGGUUGGCUACCAGAUACAUAAUGAGAGGUGAAUGGUCUUCUGCUGGUCCUAUGCUGACAUUGAAAGGCGGUAUCCCUUGGUUCGAUGUGAGCGGUUUUGAAGAUAUUCCACCCGAGACUGUCAAAUUGAUCAAAACCGAAUUCCAAGGUCCAUAUGGUGACAGGCGUAAUGAGUUGGUCUUCAUCGGUCUAGGUAUCGACAAGAAAAAAAUGACUGAAACUCUCGAUUCAUGUCUAUUGACAGACGAAGAGUACGAUAAAUUCGUCAAAAUCACUAGCAAAGAGAAGAACCUGUUGAAAAUCGAGAAAAAACUAUCUGAAAUUUUUGAUGACGGUUUCGAGGACUGGGUUCUCUUCGAUGAUGAGGAAGACGACGAAGAAGAGGAAGAGCAAUAG